AUGAAUCACCUCUUGCUGCUCCUCGUCGCGUCCAGCAGCUCCGCCCUCAAGGUGCUCGUCACCGGCGCCGGUGGCCGCACUGGCAAGCUCGUCUUCCAGCAGCUCAAGGAGAGCGCGUCCUUUGCUCCCGUUGGGUUGGUCCGGAGCAAGAAGGCCGUCAAGGCGCUGCGCAAGGUUGGCGGUGCGGACGACGCCGAGAUUGUGCGGGCCGACGUAACUGACGGCGCCGCUCUCGCCGCUGCGAUGGCUGGAUGCGACAGCGUCGUGCUCUGCACCUCCGCCGUGCCGCAGAUCCUGCCCUUUUCGAUCGCCAAGCCGGGCCGGCCCAAGUUCAAGUUUGCUCCUGGCGGCACGCCCGAGGAGGUCGACUGGCUCGGAGCGAAGCUGCAGAUCGACGCGGCCAAGGCGGCCGGCGUGAAGCGAUUCGUGUUUGUGUCGAGCAUGGGAGGGACGCAGCCCGACAACUUCCUCAACUCGAUCGGCGAGCGCAAGAGCGACGAGGACGGCUCUGGCGGCGACAUACUGCUCUGGAAGCGGAAGGCGGAGCGGUACCUCAUCUCCUCGGGCCUCGAGUAUACCAUUAUCCACCCCGGUGGACUCGUCGACAAGCCGGCCGGCGCGCGCGAGCUCACCGUCGGCGUCGACGACGAGCUGCUCGGCCAAGCCUUCCGCCAGGUGCCUCGCGCAGACGUGGCGCGCGUGUGCUGCGCCGCCCUCACCGAGCCCGCCGCCGCCGACCUGAGCCUCGACCUGGCCAGCCGCCCCGAGGGCGAAGGCGCCGUCACCGACUCGCCGGGCAGCCUCUUCGCCUCCCUCGGCGGCAAGUCGUGCGACUACUCGACGGUGCUGGACGACCCGCCCUCUAUCUUUGCCACGGGGUGAUGGCACGACUAGGGAUACAGCGGUGUAUGGGUAUGCACUCCUCCUCAAGGGACAAGGUAUCUCUGGCGUGUGGGGCCGUGGUCUUUUACGCUGCGCCGUCACCUCUGUGUGCGUGUUUCUCGGCUUUCGCGUCUCGCUGCUCCCGAGUCCCGUCUCUUCUUUCGUGGUGGGCGAGGGCAGAGCUCGGGCAGGCUUACACUGUACGGCACAGCCGCCAUUUAUGUGUUUAUGAUUAUGUGUA
Emiliania huxleyi CCMP1516 is the source of this 1123-nucleotide messenger RNA. RefSeq lists its product as hypothetical. Gene Ontology annotation, molecular function: oxidoreductase activity. The record is from RefSeq and is a predicted model, not a curated record. The coding region runs from base 1 to 882 and encodes 293 amino acids. Lineage: Eukaryota; Haptophyta; Isochrysidales; Noelaerhabdaceae. The transcript has 6 exons.